CCCGCCUCAUUGUUCAUUCCUCUUUCUCUCUCCUCCUGUAUCCCUUAUUCCCCUUCUCCUCUCUCUAUCUCUAUCGAAGGACCAAACACAACUAAUCAACCACAAGGGUCUCCUCACACACACACAAAACAUGGGCACUUUGGUGGGACAUGUUGCACCUGGCUUUGGCUUCUUUGUCAUUGGACUAUGGCACCUCCUCAACCACAUCAAGCACCAUGCUCUCCACCCAAACUCCUACACAUCCUUGCCAUGGUUCCCAACCUCAAAGUCAAGAUACCUAGAGCUCUUCUUGAUCAUGGGAGCCUCCUCCAUGUCCAUCGCCAUGGAGCUCUUCAUUGGGCCCCACAAACACCACCCCUUAGACCAUGACGGCACCAUACCCUCCAACCAUCUCCACAACUUCGAGCACUCCUCCAUCUCCAUGACCUUCUUCGUCUAUGCGGCAUUGUCCAUCCUCCUAGACCGCGCUGCUGCACCCCCAAAACCACGCCACGGCCUCACCCAACUGCUCGGAGCCAUCGCCUUCGGCCAGCAGCUUCUCCUCUUCCACCUCCAUUCUGCUGACCACAUGGGCGUGGAAGGCCAAUACCACAUGCUCCUCCAAGUUGUCAUACUCGUGUCUCUAGUCACCACUCUCAUGGGUGUUGGUUACCCUAAGAGCUUCAUGGUCAGUUUUGUUAGGUCACUUAGCAUAUUGUUCCAAGGUGUUUGGCUUAUCGUUAUGGGGUUCAUGCUUUGGACACCUGAAUUGAUGCCUAAAGGUUGCUUCAUGAAAUUGGAAGACGGUCACUUUGUGGUCCGGUGCACCGCGGAUGAAGCCCUCCACCGUGCUAAAUCGCUGGUGAAUCUUCAGUUCAGCUGGUACUUGAUUGGAGUGACCAUUUUUGCAGUGUCCAUUUACUUGGUGUUGAUCAGAUUUUAUGGCGGCAAAAUUGAAUACCAAUCUCUAGCAAAAUAUGAAGAACACCUAGAAGAAGAUACCGAGGAUGUUGAGGCUCAGAAUAAAAGCAAACAAGGCAACUCCAAGAGUUUUCUUGAUCAUAUGGGAAAAGGGUUUGGACCAAUUGACAUGGAAAGGUAGAAAUUAAUAAUAAUAACGAGUCAAUAAUCUGACAAAUUCUGUUAAUUUUAUGCGAAUAGGGAUUGAUAUUAUCAUUAUGUUAAAAAUAUUAAUGACAUCAUUCUCAUUCGCAUAAAUCAGUAGGAAAUGUCAUAUCAGACUCUCAAUUAUUUUUCUAAUAAUAAGGUGUGUGUAAAAAAUUAGGUUGGUGGUAUUGUAUCCCACUUUGUUUUAAUUAAGCCCACAAUUAAUAGUGUUGGCUUAGUGAGAGCAAACAAUUAAUUUGGGGGCAAAAAGGUAAAGAGUGUGAAUAGAUUGAUAUUGUUUGGUUUGUAUUGAUGGGUUUUUAGCUUAGGAGGGCUCAUUGUGUUUUUGUGCAUGUAUAGAAGAAAGUUAGUGAUUUAUGAGAGAGGUCAUAUAUUUAGUUGAAUUAGUAAUUAAUGAGAGUGGUCAUAUUCGUUUUUUUCUCUUUUCGUGUUUUUUUUUUUUUUUUUUCGUUUUUGUGGGUCCCUCAGUGAGAGGGGUCAUGUAUUUUGUUAAUUGUUUCAUGAAACCACCACCUUCUUGUAAAGGUCUCUAUUUUAUUUGAUUCUGGACAUGAGCCUGGUUUUCAGCUGAUUCUCUAA
Molecule: messenger RNA, 1686 nt
Organism: Cornus florida
Lineage: Eukaryota; Viridiplantae; Streptophyta; Magnoliopsida; Cornales; Cornaceae
Exons: 1
Coding region: 131-1081 (316 amino acids)
Source: RefSeq, a predicted model, not a curated record